Plasmodium gonderi is the source of this 3465-nucleotide messenger RNA. RefSeq names its product mitochondrial carrier protein. Gene Ontology annotation, molecular function: ferrous iron transmembrane transporter activity. Bases 1 to 3465 code for a protein of 1154 amino acids. The transcript has a single exon. Gene Ontology annotation, biological process: iron import into the mitochondrion. Gene Ontology annotation, cellular component: mitochondrial membrane. Lineage: Eukaryota; Apicomplexa; Aconoidasida; Haemosporida; Plasmodiidae. The record is from RefSeq and is a predicted model, not a curated record.
AUGAACAAACUAUCAGUAAAUGAUGCCUUUGACGAUAUCGAAAUUGAGUCCUUUGAUUUCAUUUGGGAAGAAUGGGAAGAAUAUAAAGGAGAUGUCCCUCUUUGGCAACACAUAUUUUGUGGUAGUAUAGCAGGGUUGAUGGAACAUGUUUUUAUGUAUCCUUUGGACACGCUUAAAACGUAUAUACAAACAAAUGGUAAUCUCGAAGGUAGUAAGUGGAUAUAUAAUAGGUGUAACAUAUAUGAUUCAAAUAAUAAUGGUAGCACUUUCAAUGAUAUAAAGGUACAUGAUAGUAACAGUAAUAUAGAUAAGAAAAAUAUAUGUACAUAUAGAGGAUGCGAUAACUGUGUUUAUAAGAAGACUUGUAGUUAUAACAAUUUUUGUAAUAUGAAAGCUAUAACAUCUCCGUUUAAUAAAAAAAAUGUUUUACAUGCCAGGACCUUCAGUGAUGCUCUACAUGGAAUUAUAAAAGACCAAAAAAAAUUUAGAAAUAUUCUAUGCAAUAAUUUAAGUGUAGAAGAGAGGAGAAUAAUGAAGCAUAUAAUGAAUAAAAAAUUACAACAUAGAUAUCAUAAUAAAGUAAUGAAUAAACGUUUUAUUACCACAAAUAGAAGUAACAACAAGGAAAAUUCUGCUUGCAGUGUGUAUGAUGAGUUGGGUGAUUUAAGAAAAAAUAGAUCCUGCAACCUAUUUGAUAAACCUUCCGGAAAGGUUGUUGACAGCCAAAUGGUUGGUAAAUCCAAAAAUAAAAGAAUUCAUAUAUUAUCUAGAAAUAUUAACAGAGUUGGGAGUAACACAUUAAGUAGAGCUAGAAGUGGAGGAACAGAAAAAAUAAAGGAAGAUAUACAAAAUGUAGAAAGGAUAAAAAACAAAAAUUGUUUCUCAUCUACGAGAGACAUUACUAGUCCAUCCCAUAGAGGAUACAUAAAUAAGAAAAGUUGUAGCAAUCAUAAAAAGGGUUCUUUCCUUUUUUCAGUCAGUAAUAAAGAAAAUAAUUUUCUGGGAUCCAAAAAAGUCACAGGCAGAAUUAUUUUCAAGAACAGUAACAAUACGCAGAAAUGGAAGUGCAAAAUAAAAAACUAUAAGUAUGGCGUAAAUAGUGAAACCGUGAAAAAUUAUAAACAUGUGCAGAAUUGUAAUAAUGCAUUGCACACAUUUUUGCAUAAAAUGAAUUCAAAUAAAAUAAAAAAAAAGAAAUCAGCAGAGUUAAAAAGAGUAUAUAAAUUUUUUUUGAAUCAUGCUUCACGAAAAUAUACCCAUGACAUGUGUAACAAAAGAAAUAAUAGCUAUUUUGUAUUUAUGAACAAGAACAACAAUGCACCUUUGAUGGGCGGCUUAAAACAUUAUAUGCUUCCCAAUAGUACGAAUAAUAAAUGUCACAUGGGAAGAAGUGAAACUAGUAAUAUAAUGAAAAAAACGGAUUUAUUUUUUAAUAUUUCAGGGAAAAAUUUUGUAAACAAUGGUAGUAACGCUAAUGAAAAUAAUCGAACUAAGGCAAAUAGUUAUUUCAGUCUAUUCCACAGGACAACUGAUAAUACACAACAUAAUCAUUGUUGUCCAAGUGAAACAUUUAAAAAAUGUUCUAGAUUCCAAAGUUAUAUAUGGGAUAUUUUAAGAAAAGAUAAGAAAAAAAAAAAUGAAUGUAAUUUUUUUGUUCACUUUUUUGAAAAUGUGAAAAAGAGUUUUUUUCAAAACAAAUGGUGCAAAAUUACCGAAAUUUCACCUAGAUUAACAAAUAAUAAAACUUUAGAAUUGAGAAAAGAUGGUUUAAAUUCUUACUAUUCAUUGUUAAGAAAUAAUAACAAUAUAUUUUCAAAUAACGUAUGCUAUGUUACUAAAAGUUAUAAUCAUAGAAACUUGUUUGAUAGAAAUAUUCAUUCAUCAAGUAAAAAUAGUUUUUUCAGAAAUAAUAACUCCAAUUUUAACUACAACAAAUUUAGUAAGAAUGUUAAAGGCUUUAAUUUUUUUAGAAGCUUAUUUCCUAAUUUUAAUAACGGAAUUAAUGUAACAACACGGCAGAACUAUAGUUUGAUAAGAAACAAUGUUGUGAAUUUGUACAAAGGGGUAAAUGUUGUUGUAUUAGGCUGCAUUCCAGCGCAUGCUAUGUAUUUCUCAACAUUUGAGUAUAGUAAGAAAUAUUUUUCAAGUAUAUAUUCUAAGAAUCUUCCUAUUCAAGUUCAGAACAGAGGAAGUGGAGGCCUGGGUUGUGACCGCAAGAUUAGCAGUAACCAAAAUAUUGAUAAGAAGAAACACGAUGUAUUGAAUUAUAAAAUGAAUGACCUGAAUUAUUUUGGAAUAGCUGUUUCAGGUUUUUUAGCAACUAUAGCACAUGAUUUAAUUAUAACCCCCAUAGACACGCUAAAACAAAGGUUGCAGUUAGGAAUAAACAAAAACUCUUUGGAUUCUUUAAAGAUUUUAAGGGAAAAUGGAAUUAGGAGUUUAUAUUUGAGUUUGCCAAUAACCUUGCUCAUGAAUAUACCUUACCAAAUUAUUAUGAUAUGCACGAAUGAAAAAAUGAAGAAAAUAUAUUUUGAAUAUUUUUGUGGCUCGAAUAAUGGGUUGGGAAGGAAUAAUUGCGAUAGUAAGUGCACCUCUAGUAGUAGUGGCAACAGCGUUAGCAGUACUGAUGGUGAUAUUAUAAGUACAAGACACAAUAGUACCCUAACCGGUAGUGACACAUUUAAGGAGGAGAGCAAAAGUACACUAGGGUGCAAUGUCCCAUGUUGCACACAGAAUGACGAAAUAAAUAUUCACCAGAAAAAUGAUAUUAGCGAAUCUAAAAGUACAAAAAAAGAAGAGGGCUCAACUGACCAUUUAAUGAACAACAUGAAAGAACUUAGUGACAAGAGUAAUAAAUUAAUUAAAUUGUUUAUUGAACAAGAUAUGGAUUCUGUGAAUUACAUAAGUAAAGGAAAAAAAUAUAAAGAAAGUAGUGAUACUGGAAAUAUUUUACUGACUACCCAAAUAUGUUUGGAUGAAGAACAAACGAAGAAUGAAAUUUUAUUUAAAAACGUGAUUAAUAAAUUAGAAAAAAGUUCCAAUAAUGAUCUUUCAGAAAACUAUGACAAUAAAAUAAGUGAUUCUUUUAAUUUUGCAGAUACAAAAUCUCACAAUAUGGAAUUAAAAAAUAUGUGGAUGGGCAAUUAUAAUAAAAAUGAAUUUUUUAAUAAACCUUUUAAUCAUAUUACUUCCUAUUUUGUGUGUGCAGGAAUUGGUGGUGGAAUAGCAGCUGUAGUGACAAAUCCCCUUGAUGUUAUAAAGACAAGGAUCCAGACAGAAUGUUUUAAUAUUAAAGGUUUCAAUUUUUAUCGUAUGGUGUCUAAUUUAUAUUAUAAGGAAGGUAUUCGCUCUUUUUUCAAGGGAUCUUUGGCAAGAAUGACCUUGUGCAUUCCUGCUUCGGCCAUAUCAUGGGGAACUUAUGAAACAAUGAAGCAAUUUUUCAAAGUUAACUUUAAUUCAGUGUAG